This is a messenger RNA of Gigantopelta aegis, 1579 nucleotides long. Its product is annotated as glycine N-acyltransferase-like protein 3. The record is from RefSeq and is a predicted model, not a curated record. Gene Ontology annotation, cellular component: mitochondrion. The coding region runs from base 113 to 1000 and encodes 295 amino acids. Gene Ontology annotation, molecular function: glycine N-acyltransferase activity. The transcript is spliced from 6 exons. NCBI's taxonomy places the organism in Eukaryota, Metazoa, Mollusca, Gastropoda, Neomphalida, Peltospiridae.
UGUAACGUUACUCCAUUUUGAAUCGGCUUGUUCAGCGGUACCUAACAGGCUUGAUUUACAACAUGUUAAUAAAUAUGUAAAAUUUCAGUUAACGUACUCAACUGUUGGAGAUAUGCUUAGAUCAGGGCGAAAGUCUUUCCAGAAGAUGUCUGGUUCAGUCACAAAGCUCAAUAAUGAUCAGCAGACGAUUUUGUUUGAAAUGCUAAAAGAAGAACUGCCCACUUCAAUCAGAAUGUAUGGAAUGGUGAAGAAUAUUAUUACUAACAAGUGGCCAUACUUUGAGGUUUUUGUUGAUGAGUGGCCAAAGUACCAUGCAGUGCUUACUAGGCCUAUUCUAGAUAAAUGUGAUAGUUUCAGUGGAGAGUAUGUUUUAAUCCAUGGGAAUGACCCUUAUGCUAUCAUGAACAUUUUACGCCAGCCUAGCAUUUUUGACUGGCAAAAGGAGUAUAUAUUUGAAAUCCCACCAGACAUACGAGACUUGCUGUUCACACUGUUGCCUGAUGGUUCUCAGUUAGAAGAACUGCACAGGGGAUGUGUUUUUGCUGUCUGUCGAAAUGCAAUGAAAUUCAGUUUUGAAGUACAGUUACCAGAUAUUCAAGUGUCGUUAGUGAAGCAGAAGGAUGUAACAGACAUAUUUAGAAACUGGAAUUACAUUCAUCCCGAACUGUAUUUGUUUUUAACAAGACUGGUGAACUCCAAGCUUCCAUCUAUUUGCCUCAGGGCUAAAAAUGGCCAACUUGUGGCCUAUGCAUUUGUACAUAUGCAGAACCUCAUAGGCAUGACGUAUGUCAGGCAGGAUUACAGAAGGAAAGGUUUGGCUAUGGCCUGCAUUAGCCUCUUGACGAAGCUACUCUUCGAAGAAGAAGCUUUUGUUGCUGCCCAUGUUAAUUAUGAUAACAAAGCUUUCAGGAAUUUACUUUUGAGCUGUGGAUUUGUAAGUCUUGAUGGAACAAAUGACUACGUAAUUUUAACAUAUCAUCCACUGAAGGAAACUACUUGAGUUAAUUCUCAGUUUUUGUCUAUAAAACAAGAUUAGAAAACAUAUUGAAUAGUCUGUAGUUUUAAUCACAAGCGUAUUCCAAGUCGAAAGCAAAAAAUGAAGGAGACAUACAGCAGUUUUUGGUUUGAUUACCUAAGUUAUUUCACUAUUAAGUAUUAUUAACAUUUUAGAUAUUAUUAUUAUUAUUAUUAUUAUUAUUAUUAUUAUUGUAUCCGUUUAUGAUGAAGAAACCUGGAUCAUCCGAUUUAAUAUUGUAUUUGAAAAAAGAAAUGCAUAAUUCUUAACACUUUCAGUUUGUAAUACUAUCCAUAACCAAACUAUGCCUCCAUAAUUUUAAAAUAUGAUAUAUUUAAUUUUAUGUCAGGUGUCUACUUUUAAUGUGUGUUUUUUAUUAUUAAAUCAUGAUGGAUAUAUUUCAGAAUAUAUGAACAUUUAAUAAAUUCAGAAAUUUAUUUUACAAAAUAAUAAUUAAAAACAUUAAUACAUUUUAUUUUAUAAAUGCUUAUUAUACAUCUGUAGUUCUACAACAUUUUGUAAAUUUUAAAAUGAAAACAGAAAUAAACAUUAUUAUUAAUGUUG